Molecule: messenger RNA, 2046 nt
Organism: Plasmodium gaboni
Lineage: Eukaryota; Apicomplexa; Aconoidasida; Haemosporida; Plasmodiidae
Exons: 1
Coding region: 1-2046 (681 amino acids)
Source: RefSeq, a predicted model, not a curated record
AUGAUAUAUGCUGAAUAUUAUAUUAAACAAAAUGUAGUGUCAUUAAAUGAUAUAGAAAUUGAUGUACUGAAGAAACCUUUUUUUAACAGUUUAUUAAUUAACAGAAAUUUCCUGAAUUUUAUUAACAUUCAUGUUAUAAUUGAAAAAGAAAAAACAAAAAAUGUGAAAAGAAAAAAUGUACAUCUUUAUAAAAUUAAGAUAAAACUAAUAUAUAAUAAUAAUAAUAAUAAUAAUAAUAAUAAUUAUGAUAAAAGUGAAUAUUUGAAAAAUGUUUUACAUCAAGAAAAGAACUCCUCCGUUACACAAAAAUAUGAUUAUAUUGAAUCCAAAAGUUUUAAUGUUAAAGAUAAAAAGAGAGAAAUAUAUUUAAAUCAUAAUGUAAAUUAUAAAAAAGAUAUAAAUAUUUAUAACAAUAAUGUUAAUGAAAAUAUAGACAAUAUUGAAAGAACCAAUCAAUAUAGCAAAAAUUAUAAAAUGUUAUUUGCUCAAAGUGUCUCAUCAAAUGCAUCUCAUUAUAAAAAUAAAAAAAAAUGUAUGUCAAAUUGGUUAACAAAAUCAUGUGAUAUAAGUGAUCUAUUAAAAGAAAAAAAUUUGUUUAGUCAAAUGUUUUAUAUCUUCGAAAAUGAAUGUUUUUCAAAAUAUAUAUACUUACCUUCUUUUAUUUCCAUAAGAAAAGCAAACAUAAAAUCUAUCCACUUCUUAUUAAAUAAUAAAUUAACCAUUGUUCUUUCAUUAGAUCUUAUUGUGGAUAAAACAAAUAAUAACGCUUUCGAAAUUAAUAGAAAUUUAGAAUUAGAUAAUAUGUUAAAAUUAGAAAACAAUCAAAUUAUAUUAUGUAGAACUUGUAAUUCGAAUAUUAUAAAUUAUUCAAAUGUUAAUUCUAUUAUGCCACAUUUAUAUGUAAAUAUAAAUAAUUUUUUUGAACAUGCUUUUUGUGAAGAAUGUACUAGUUUUUCAUAUGAAUGUUUAAAAGAUACACGUAAUACUAUUAUUAUCUUUCCUAAUUAUCUGUCAUUUAGUUAUGGAAUAAUAAAUAAAUGUAAUUUAUCAAUUAAAAAAAAUAACCUAGAAAAUUAUCGACAUUUGUUUUUUUGUACUAAUUGUUACACACCCAUUGGAUAUUUAGAAAACAAUAAUAAAAAAAACAACUUUUUUGGUUAUAAUAAUAAAUCUAUAAAUGAAAAUAUAAAAAAUAAUAUUUUUCAAUCAAUACAACAAAAUAAUCCAGACGAUUACAUUAACAUAGAUCAUUCUAAUUUACUAAAUAUAUCUAACAAAUUAUAUUUAAAUAAUACUAAUAAAGAGGAUAAAACAAAUAUCGAACAUUUUAACAACAAUUAUAUAAACACCUUGCAAAAGCAAAAAGAAAAAAAACUAAAGGAAAAUAAUAUAAUGAUGAAUAAUAAUUUUUCAAGUAAUAACAUAAAUAUUGAAAAUGACUGUAAAUUAAAUCCCAAUUCUGAGACGAAUCACACAAAUGAUAAUGACAAAAAAGAUUGUCAUACCAAAAAAAGUAUACAACAUAAUAUAAUUCAAAAGGAAGGAUUCAUAAAUGAUGAUGAUAUAAAUAAUAAUGAACAAAAAACAAAAGAGCAAUGUGAUCCUUACGAUAGGGUAAAAUUUUAUAUAUUUAAACAUAAAAUAAACAUUCCAUUAUAUAAAGAAAAUAUUUUUAAAAAUUAUAAUGAUGUCUUAUUUUUAAAUGAGUAUAUUUAUAACAGAAAUGAGAAAUAUAAUAUUCAAACAUUUUACAUAACAAAUAAUGAAAAGAAAUACAUUAUUGAUAUAAGGAUAUUUAUAAAACAAAUGUAUAUAUCUUCAAUUUUACAAAAAAUAUGCAAUAAUGAAAAUUUAAUAUUUUUUCAAAAAGUAAUAAAGAUUUUAUAUUCUAUAAAAUCGAAACGUGAAAUAACAUGUGCAAACGCAGAAGUAUUGAAUGUGUCUAAAGGUAUUUAUGAAGAUUUAUUAAAAAUAUUGAUUACAUAUUCUUAUAGGUCUAAAAUAUUUAAAAACAAGUUCGUGUCCUACUUGCCUUUGGUUCAAUAG